AUGGGGCGAGGAGCCAUGAAUGCACUUCCCAAGCUGGAGAAGAGGGCCUCCAAAGAGUCUUUGGCUAAGAAACGGGAGUCCAAGAAGAAGCCGAGCCCCAGAAAUCCAUUGAAGGAGCUCAACAACAGCUCCAUUCCCCCUCUUGGCUCCGCUGAGCCACCCAAACGGGGAUGUGUCAGAUUCUUGCUCGCCGAUUCAUCUGCCAAAGAGUCGCUCGCCCGAUCCCAAUCAGUGCCAAGAACUCCCAGAUCCGCGCCUCCGAAUCAUAAAAAUGUGGCCUCCAAUCCCAAGAACUCCACGAACGGUGCCAGGUACCGAAUCUCCCAAAAGAACGCAUCAAAAUCCAAUCUUGAACUCCCCAAGGAGCUCGAAUCGAGGAAAGCCUCGAAAUCCAGACCCCCGGAUCUCUUCCCGCGAUGGAACAAAAGGAAACCCAGCUCCAAUGGCGAGAAUCCUCAUCCAAGAUUAAAUCUUGAACGGGGUUCUGAGGGAAAAGUUGGUUCUUGUUUGGCUUCCACGCCCGAGAGAACUCUUCUAGGUUCCGAUUCGGCGAAGGAAGGAGAGCGGAAGCUGAUAAGUACACCGACUUCGGCCACCACUCCUCCCGUUCAAGCAUCCAUUUCGCCGGAGUUCACCGUGGAGGCCUCUGCGGUGGCUGCCACGCCUGUAUGUUUUGCCGCAGGCCAUGUGAUCGCCAGAGUGCACGACCGGCGGAAAUGCAGGCCCAGAGGCAUACUUACCAUCGGCAGAGAUGAACUGGAGAUCGAAAAGAUUCACGGUGGGUGUCCCUAUCCGACUCUGGUUUCCGUGACGCCUCCUCCUCUCGCCCGGGCGUCCGUUCAUUGGCUGUCUUCACCUUCGGAGAUUGUCAGUUCGGGUCUCGGUAGAAGCUUCGAUUCUAGCUCUAAAGUCCUUGCCGCACAUUGUCCUGCUGAAGCUUCUGUGGAGUGGCUUCUUCCCCCUUGUGAGGAUGGAGAUAAUAUGCCCAAAGAUGAGUUCUUGAUGGGAUAUUGGAGAUCUUCUCCGGAUGAUUCUAGCAGGAAGAAGUCGCCUGAGCUUAGGGGCUUGUUGGGCCUCGAUUCUCCAGCUUUAGAAACAACACCAUCAUCAGGUAUUGGCAUUCAGCAAACUCCUCCUACUGGUGGUAGUGAUAGUCCUUUCUCAAUGAUCCUAGAAAGGAUUGCAAAGAUAUCCAAAAGCAAACUUGUGAGGCCUCAACAAGAGAUGGGAGGAUCCUGCCAUGGUUCUGAGGACUCCUCUAAUGAAGUCCAUUUUAUUUGCACACCAUCAUCUUUUUCGAGUUCAACGAAGCAGAAGAAUUUGGCUGAUUCUAAGAUGGAUGCAAUGGCAGAGGCCCUCGAAACAAUUAGCCUGUCACCAAGGUCACUAAACAAUGAUACAAGUUCUCAAGCACCAUUGCCUGGGCUCAGUUUCCAGUUUGAAUGCCUGGAAAACCCGUCAAGUUCUGUAGAUUUAGAUCGUUUUCAGAAUCUCUCAUGUGAUAGGAUCUCUACAUUGAAGGAUGAUGCUUGUGCUAAAGAAGAGAUUUUGCCAAGUUCUCAGGCAAGCAUAUCAUGGAGAGAAGGAACGGUCAGUAGGAUAUUUGAGUUGGGGGAGUUGGAUCACUGUCAGUGGCUUUCGGAAGAUGAGGAUAGCUUCAUUCACCAUGAAGAAGAUAGAGUAAGAUCCAUUCCUGAUCUUGAGCUUGACCCGAAAAAUAUCGGCUCCACUCUAAAGAAACAGAAUGAACAUAUUGCACCAUCCGGUUUUGGAUCUGUCGAGUUUGUGUUUGAAGCUGAAAAGAGUGAAGCAAAAGUUCUUCAUCCACAAGGACCCACCUCAUGUGCAGAAUCCAUUAGCAUAGAGGGGCUUGUGGUGGACUCAUCUGGUGAUUCUGACUGGGCAUUUUUCUACAAAAAACCACUUAUUUGAAGUAUGAGAUGCUUUGCUUUUCUCAGUUGGUUAUCUGAGCCUCUUGUAUUGUUAGAAUAUUAGAUUAAACUUUUUCACGUCCUCCAGUUUCUUGAACUUUGACCUGCCAUUAACUAUGAGAUGAGCUUCCAUGUCCUUCAAUCCAUGUAUACUACAUUCUUAGUUUUAGUAGUUUGAACUACCUA
Molecule: messenger RNA, 2117 nt
Organism: Musa acuminata AAA Group (dessert banana)
Lineage: Eukaryota; Viridiplantae; Streptophyta; Magnoliopsida; Zingiberales; Musaceae
Exons: 1
Coding region: 1-1932 (643 amino acids)
Source: RefSeq, a predicted model, not a curated record